Messenger RNA from Lethenteron reissneri (Far Eastern brook lamprey), 3773 nucleotides. RefSeq names its product transcription factor Sox-9-B-like. Gene Ontology annotation, cellular component: nucleus. NCBI's taxonomy places the organism in Eukaryota, Metazoa, Chordata, Hyperoartia, Petromyzontiformes, Petromyzontidae. Gene Ontology annotation, molecular function: DNA-binding transcription factor activity, RNA polymerase II-specific; RNA polymerase II cis-regulatory region sequence-specific DNA binding. Gene Ontology annotation, biological process: negative regulation of transcription by RNA polymerase II; morphogenesis of an epithelium. The record is from RefSeq and is a predicted model, not a curated record.
CACGAUUGUUGGAAUGCGCCCAGCGGAGGCCGAACCUAUACCCACGUUUCCCCCAGCGAGCCUUCAAAUCGCUUCUCUCUCCCGUGCGCACAACACGCACGCACACAGCGCAGGGAGCUGCGGUGACCAAUCAAGCGGCUCGCACCAUUCCCAUUUUAUUAGUAAGUCGGAUCCUCUCUCAUCUGGUGCAUCGCGACCCCGAUACAGACAGAAGAACUCUUGAGAUACGAGCAGACGCAGCGCUGCCGUCGGCGGGCGCUCCGACUGACAAACCAAAAGCGUUGAAUAUCCCCCCCCCCCCCCCCCGUUCAAUUUGGUGAUUUUGUUUCGUUUGCAAGAUCUCAGCGACGACUUCGAACGCCGAGCUCGCUGCGGCUCUGCUCUCCUCUCGAUAGCGCGCGCGCCCGCGCACGCCGAAAGAAUGAUGUCAGACGAGCACGACAAGCACAUGUCGGACGUGCCCAGCCCAGACAUGUCGGAGACCUGCUCCGUGGGCUCGCCCGCCGACUCGCUGGCGGGCUCCGACAGCGACAGCCAGAGCUGCGGCUCCAAGCGCUGUUCGGACCGCGAGGACGGCGCCGGCGCGAGCGGUCUCCUGCUCGCCGGCGGCCCGGGAGGGGUGCUGGACGGCGGGGUGGUAUUCGGCCUCGGCAGAGACGCGGGCUCCGGCAAGAAGAUGGACGAGGACGACAAGUUCCCCGCCUGCAUCCGCGAGGCCGUGAGCCAGGUGCUCAAGGGCUACGACUGGACCCUCGUGCCCAUGCCCGUGAGGGUGAACGGCUCCUCCAAGUCGAAGCCGCACGUGAAGAGGCCCAUGAACGCGUUCAUGGUGUGGGCGCAGGCGGCGCGCCGCAAGCUCGCCGACCAGUACCCGCACCUGCACAACGCCGAGCUGAGCAAGACGCUGGGCAAACUGUGGCGCUUGCUGAGCGAGAACGAGAAGCGUCCGUUCGUGGAGGAGGCGGAGCGCCUGCGGGUUCAGCACAAGAAGGACCACCCCGACUACAAGUACCAGCCGAGGCGGAGAAAGUCGGGCAAGAACGGCCAGAGCGAGUCCGACUCGUCGGGCGAGCAGACGCACAUCACCACCAACGCCAUUUACAAGGCGCUCCAAGCGGACUCGCCCAGCGGGGACGUGCACUCUCCCGGCGAGCACUCUGGGCAGUCCCAGGGCCCACCCACGCCUCCCACGACCCCGAAGACGGACGCGCAGUCCAACAAGCUGGAUAUAAAGCGCGAGGGGCGCCCUCUGCAGGAAGGCGGCCGCCAGCAAAUCGACUUCAGCAACGUGGACAUACGGGAGCUCAGUCGGGAGGUCAUCUCCAACAUGGAAUCGUUCGACGUCAACGAAUUCGACCAGUACCUGCCACCCAACGGUCACCCCGGUCACGGCCAGAGCGUGGCGGCCUCUUACGGAGGCACAGGCUACAGCAUCAAUGGACACGCCUGGCUGUCCAAGCAGCAGCAGCAGCAACAGCAGCAGCAGCAACAGCAGCACACGUUGUCAUCACCACCACCACCACCUGCCAUUAGCAGUCCCGAGCAGAGAGCGCAUGUCAAGACUGAGCAGCUGAGUCCCAGCCACUACAGCGACCAACAGCAGCAACAACAGCAGCCGCAGCAGCAGCAGCAUUCGCCUCAACAACAACAGCAGCAGCAGCAGCCUCAGCAGGCACAGCAGGCACAGCAGCAAGUGCAACAGCAGCAGCAGCUGGGAGGCUACAGCCCCUUUAGCAUCCAGCACUACGGGGCAGCUGUAGUGCCGGCUAUAAGCAGGUCCCAGUACAGCUACGCGGACCACCAUCACCACCACCACCAUCAGAGCUCUGCGGCGGCCGCGGCUUACUACAGCGGGCAUUCUGCGGGGCAGGCAGCCGGCCUGUACUCCGGCUUCUCCUACAUGGGGCCCUCGCAGCGGCCGUCUUACACUCCCAUCGCGGACGCCACGGGGGUGCCCUCCAUCCCCCAGCCGCACAGCCCCCCGUCCUGGGAGCAGCCCGUGUACACCCAGCUCACGAGGCCAUGAAUAAUAAUAAUAAUGAUGAUGCCAUAUUAAUGCAAGUCUGUGCCAGCUCGUCCAAGUGGCGGGGUGAUUGUGUGUUUUAUUAUGGUUCUAAACUACAAUCCUUAAUAAUGAAAAAAAAACUCUAUUGAAAUUAGUGACCUGAAGCCUCCCGUAGGCUUUGUCCUCCACCACCCGGUCACUUUUUUUUUAAAUAUAGAAACCCAAGCAAAGUUAUGGGGGAGGGGGUGGGGGCUAGGUUGCGGAUAAGCGUGAAUUUUUUUAAGUGUGGAUAGAGUCGUUUGCUUGCAGGUGCGCGGGUCCACCUGCAUUGGGCAUUUACGCCGAAGGCAAAGCUUACGGGAGAAAAACGUGCGCUUCCUUCCAAACAUAGAGUAUAUUUUAAUGAAGACCGUUACGCGCUUUCGUAGACACAUUGGUGACGUCCACAUCGUAGUGUACGCUUUUAUCAAAAUAACAACAAUAAUUAUGCAUAAAGUACAGAAUACAUGUUUUUUGCCGUUUCAGAACACGCCGAAUACAUAGUCCGCUUCACUUGCACCGUUGAGUAAAUGCACUGCAGGUCUACAUUCGCAAUGCGAUGCUUGUUUGUUCACCUUAGUCGUCAGGAAGAAAUCCGAGGCGUCAACAAAGACAUAUUUUUGUAAUUAACUAACGUUAGCCUACCUUGCGGACAUGCAAGGUGAACGUGGACGCGUGCAGAAUUAUGAAAAAUGGCGUUUACGGUAAAACUAAGAGUGACAUAAAACCCAUUCGCAGAUUCACUUUUACGGUAUCUAUUAAGCUUUAGCCGAUGCCUUAUUAGAGUGCGGAAUGAGUUUUGCGAACUGUUCAUGCAUAUUUUAUUUGGCGAAGCCUUUACUGUUAUUAUUUAGCAAAAACAAAAGACACGAAUUUGAUUGACAUCCAAUGACUUAUACCUGAAGAAGUCCUCUGUGAGGAGACAUGUCUUCCUUACGCAAUGUUGAGUAAAUAAAGAUGUGUUUAUUGUACAGACUCUCUAAGAAGCCAACAAUAGAUGUGCCUUUUAGUGCAUUUUCUUUUUUCUUACAAAGGAACUCAUCAACCUAUUUUUCCCUCCUAAAUCUCAACUCCUUUGCGUGUUCUACAGAUGCAAUGCAUGUGUAUGAGGGCGAGGAGCUAAUUACUAAAAUGAUGCCAACGUUUUAAAACCCUUUGUGUAAUAAAAUUACGUAAAUUUAGUUGCCAUACAAGUGCGAACUUUCUAAAGAAGCAAUCUGCAAGUAUGGAUCAUAUAUAUUUAAUAAUGCCUAGGAUCGUUUUGUGUGAUAUUUGCUAUUGACUUAGCAAUAAUUUAGAAUCCUUUUCCAGUACUAACAGCUAUAGAAUUUUUCUACAGUGUAUCAUAUUUUGUACAGAAUAGUUAGAGCCAAUAUGUGCCUACAUAUUUCAUAGUCUUAGAUUUGGUGUCGGGCGUUUGUGUGUUUUUUUUAAUGGGACCAUUUUAUCAACCUUGACAAUUGUCACCUAAAUGUUCCAUGAAGUAUUUCCUUUCUCCAUAUUCAAGCAGAAUAUGUUUGUAAAAAAAUUCUUUAGUUAAAUGAGUCCUAAAUGUUUUUUGAUUUGUACAAAAUCGUAUGGUUAUUGUUCAUGUUUCUAAAUUAUUGCAAUAUUUGAGGCAUUUGUCUUGCUAUUUUGCUUUAGUUUCUUUCAUUUUAAACACUUUCUAUGUAAUGGAUAGAGCUGUGUUUUGUCGGCAAAUGUAUGGGGCAAUUCGUACUCAAUAAAU